Penicillium antarcticum is the source of this 1608-nucleotide messenger RNA. RefSeq names its product fungal specific transcription factor domain-containing protein. The transcript has 4 exons. Gene Ontology annotation, biological process: DNA-templated transcription. Gene Ontology annotation, molecular function: zinc ion binding; DNA binding. The record is from RefSeq and is a predicted model, not a curated record. NCBI's taxonomy places the organism in Eukaryota, Fungi, Ascomycota, Eurotiomycetes, Eurotiales, Aspergillaceae. The coding region runs from base 1 to 1608 and encodes 535 amino acids. Gene Ontology annotation, cellular component: nucleus.
AUGGAUGGUUCCGAUCGAGCUUCGCAAAGCCCAUUCUUGCUUUUGGGAUCAUCAACACAAAUGAGUAUCACAGACCUCCUUGCAGCAUUACCGAGUCGCCAGACUGUUGAUGUGCUUAUAUCCAAGUACUUCGAUUCAAAAGAGCCAUCACUGAUUUUCAUACAUGGCCCAGCCUUCAGAGAGGAGUGUGAUGAAUUCUGGAAGGAUCCAGCAAAAGUCUCUCCAGCGUGGCUGGCAAUCCUCUACGGCGUCAUCUCGUGCGCAACAUGGAUCAGCCAUAUCACCAACAUGGGUACCUCAAAGAUAGGGCCCCAGGAACCAGAGAUUUUUGAACUGUACCGGAAGAAGUGUGCGUUAUGUCUCACAGCCUCAAAUUAUACAGUUCCAGGCCGUUACAAAGUCGAGGCCCUUGGUCUCUACUUUGGGCUGGAAUAUCUUACUAGCAAUAACUUGAAGACGAGCGUUUCAAUUUUGCUAACAAUUUGCAUUCGACUGGCAAUCAUGAUGGGCUAUCAUCACGAUGCCCAGUCGUAUUCACACAUCACAGUAUUCGAUGCAGAAAUGCGUCGACGAGUCUGGCUAUUUUUGCAGUCAACUGACUCCAUGGUGUCCUGGCAAACUGGGCUUCCUCGAGUACUCUUCAACAAAUUAGGCGACACUUCCUUCCCUCGGAAUCUUCUGGAUGAAGAUUUCGGGCCAACGACGUCUGAGCUACCAUACCCACGGCCUGAAACUGACCUUGCUAGCGGAGUCGUUUAUAUGAUAGCCACUGAGCAGGUUCUGUCGGUUACCAGCGAGAUCACAGACAUAAUAUCUACCGGCACUAUAUCCUAUGGGGAAACCGUUCGUCUCAGUCAAAAACUCGAAGUCGCAAAAAGUCGAAUCCCAUAUCCGUUGCGUCUACCGCAGAUAAAUCCUAGCAAAAGAAGGAUCGGCAGCAGCCACAAGCUCCAACAAUACACGCUUGAAAUUACAAUCCAGCGCGCCACGUGUAUCCUCUACCGACAAUACCUCUUGACCAAUCGGUCUGACGAAAAAUACGCACAUCUCCGCGACACUUGUGUAGAUUCUGCGCGCAGGAUACUCAGUUGCCAGGCAGAUUUGUUCCAAGAUGCGGUAGACCAAGCCUGGCAACAUUCUAGGGUCUGGUUUGGCGCUUCUAUCUCAAUUAGCAAUUGUCUUACUGCCGCCAUGAUCAUCUGCUUCGAGAUCAUCUACGUAUCGCAAGCGGAGAGGGGCCCAGAUGACACGUACCGUGCUGGAUUGGUUGAACUACUGCGCAGUUCAUAUGAUACCUGGAAAGUUUUUCCAACAGCUUCAUUUGAAACAUCUAUGGCUGCCGACGCUAUAGCCACAAUGCUCAAUCUCGUGGACUCAUAUGAUUCCAACAAUACCACGUGUACACCUGUUUCUUCGAUUACCCCUGAGAACCGAUAUGAACAUGAGAAUUUUGAGAAUGUUCUCAUUGACCGAGCGGCAACUGUCACACUUGGCCCAUUUUCUGAUAUGCUAGAUAAUGACUCUGAUUUUGUCAUGUUCGAUUGGGGCCUUUGGGAUCGCGAAAUGUUAGAUCUUAACAAUGUCAUUGCAAACCACAUUUCAUUUUGA